AUGCCUAAUCAAAAUGGCGAAACGGUGAUGCAUUUUGCAUCUGCAGGAGGCCAAAUUAACACCAUCAAGUAUCUCUUGUCUAAUAAUGUCGGCUUGAAUAUCAACGAAACUGCCUCCAUGGGCUGGACACCGUUGCUGAGGGCACUAGUAGUUACAGUGCCCAGUCUUGCAGGACUAUCACUAUUAGGAAAGAUCGAGGCAGCUCAGCUAUUUCUAGCCCAGGGUGCCGAUCCUUCUACAAGUGCGCACGAUGGUUGGACACCGCUCCAUUGCUUGCUAUGA
Messenger RNA from Fusarium venenatum, 282 nucleotides. The record is from RefSeq and is a predicted model, not a curated record. NCBI's taxonomy places the organism in Eukaryota, Fungi, Ascomycota, Sordariomycetes, Hypocreales, Nectriaceae.